Molecule: messenger RNA, 2515 nt
Organism: Anguilla rostrata (American eel)
Lineage: Eukaryota; Metazoa; Chordata; Actinopteri; Anguilliformes; Anguillidae
Product: ras-related protein Rab-38-like
Exons: 3
Coding region: 74-706 (210 amino acids)
Biological process (GO): phagosome-lysosome fusion; endosome to lysosome transport
Cellular component (GO): phagocytic vesicle; late endosome; trans-Golgi network
Molecular function (GO): GTP binding; GTPase activity
Source: RefSeq, a predicted model, not a curated record
GAAUUACUUCCUCAUUGGGGAUUUUUCGGGGGCAUGUUCAACAUAAUCGCCGUCGCCUCUACAAUUCGCUGUCAUGCAGAACAGUCGAAAAGAACAUCUGUUCAAGAUACUGGUUAUCGGGGAUUUAGGUGUGGGGAAAACGAGCAUUAUACAACGAUAUGUUGACCAGAGUUUCUCGACGAAUUACAGAGCCACCAUAGGAGUCGACUUCGCCUUGAAAGUUUUGAACUGGGACUCAGAUACAGUCCGUCUACAGUUAUGGGACAUAGCAGGCCAGGAACGAUUUGGAAACAUGACCAGAGUCUACUACAGGGAGGCCGUGGGAGCCUUCAUUGUGUUUGACAUCACCCGACCAACGACUUUUGAAGCUGUGAAAAGGUGGAAGGAGGACCUGGACUCAAAAUUGACUCUAUCAAAUGGCAAGAGCGUCGCCAUCGUCCUACUGGCCAACAAGUGUGACCUGAACAGAGAUGAGCUGAAGAAUAAUGGCAUCAAAGUGGACCAGUUCUGCAAAGACAAUGGCUUUGUAGGCUGGUUUGAGACAUCAGCGAAGGAGAAUACCAACAUUGAUAGAGCAGCCAAUUGCCUGGUGAAGUACAUCAUUGCCAGUGAGAAUGACAUCCUCAAGUCAGUGGUACCUGACUCCAUUUCACUCCAGCUCAACUCAAGAAGAAACAGCAACUGCUCAGCCUGCCUGAAUUCCUAGGACUCGAUGCAGCAGGAUCCUACGACAGUGACGGAGUUGGUGGUCGGGCGUGGCUGAGAGUAAUGAGCUGCAACACAUACUCUCUUAUGUCUGGGUCCCAACAAUGCAGCAUCUGAACCACAAUUACAGAUUAAUGAAUUGCAAUACAGUGGCUGGUGGACGUGUGCUCUUACUGGCAGUCUAGCAGUUUUAAUACGUAUCCGUGUUGUGCAUAUUUGCCAUUCUGCAUGACGUGCAAAUGCUGCAAGGAUAGGGUUUGUUUUUCAUUUCACAUUUUACAAGUUUCUAUAAGACAUGCAGCUGUCAAAAAUUGUGUCUCGCUGUUUAACUGCAAAUUCAUGUGCAAUAUUUUCAUGUUUAAGAAGAGAUUUCCUGUCAUCUUGUUAAUGCACUAUCAUUCUGAGAUUAUUUGUUACAUUAUGAGAAACUGAAGCUCUCUGCACUCAUAACCUUUAGCUGCCAUUAGUCACUGUGGAUGAAAUUGUACAGGAGAGAGAUCACUAGUCUGUGUUUGCUAACAGCCUCCAUUAUUUCAUAUUUAUUUAUUUAUUUAUUAUUUUGGUUCUCGUUGCCAGCCCAGGUCCCAUAUCUUUUCCAUGGCUGGUACUGCUUAGCGCAAAAUCUGAAUUAUUUUGUCCUACACUGGGGAAAUACCUGGAUACACACAUAUACAGACAGAUGUACAGCACACACACACACACACACACACAAACCACAUACACAUUCAGUACCUAUAAAUGCAACCUUAUAGAUAUUUGGUUUGGAUCGAUUCUGACCCAAAACUGCCCCCCCCCCUCUAACACAGGUAACAUUCCCCAAUGUUUUUAUAAUGCCUGUAAUCUCACCAAGCUCUUUUCUGACUCAAUCGCUUUAUGUGAAACUCUUGACUGCAGGCUGUUACCUUUUUUAUAUAAACAUCCAGCAGUUUUAUCGAUCAAACGCCUUCUUGUCUUUUUAUGUAUUUUCAUGUGUGUUGUGCAGCUGCGCUCUGCUGUACUUAUUUAUAUAAAGACAAAGUAUUUUAUGUAACAGUAUUGUUUCUCUGGAUCUUGAAAUCCCUGUAUCUCCCAAAUAACGUUCCAGGGUUUUAUCAGUUCAGUCAUAACUACCGACAACAGCAGAAGUAUGGGACAUUUUUUUGUAACUCACCCAGUCCUUCUAAUUUUACUUAAGUGCAUUUGCUGUGAAUUAUCCAAUUGCAGAGAGAGGACACUGUGUCUCUGUUCCUGGGAAUGUGAACAGCAGUAGUAGAUUCUGCAGUGUCACUCCAACUUGCUGCUCUGCUGAGACCCCUGUACUGUAUAUAAUGUUCCUGUAUCUGCAGCAUUCUGUUGUUACCAAGACAACGACCUCACGGAACCAUAGUCCAUAUUUGUACAAUAAAUUCAAGGACAACUACUGAUGCUCUAUGAAAAGUGCACUAUUUAGCAGUACAUACAUGUUUUAGCCCUGAUUUUGGACAAAUACGUUCUCUCGAUUAUUUUCAAACAUUAAAUAAGAGCUACAGUUGACGCCUUCGACGGGCAGUCCAUGUUAAAGGCAGCUUUUAACAAACCACAUAACAAACCUUAUGGAAGCUUUACAAUGGCAAAUGACUUUCCCCAGUAACUAGGUGUUGAUUAAGUUGCAUGUUAUGCGUUGUCUCUUUAAAUGGAAAUAGGAGUUAUUUCAGUAUUUCCUAAGUGCUCAAACUGCCCAAUUAUGUUUAUUACCGCUGUGUAAAAGGGGCUUCUGGUUCUGUGCUAGUACUGCACAUCCCCUGCAAUAUGUGUGAAAAGCAAUAUAAAUAAAUUCCCUCCUUUGUAUCCA